GAUUUUAGAUAAUGGGCUGUGUGCAAUGUAAGGAUAAAGAAGCAACAAAACUGACUGAUGAGAGGGAUGGCAGUUUAACUCAAAGCUCAGGCUACCGCUAUGGGACAGAUCCCACUCCGCAGCACUAUCCUAGCUUUGGUGUGACUUCAAUCCCGAACUACAACAACUUCCAUGCCACAGGAGGCCAAGGACUGACUGUGUUUGGUGGAGUCAAUUCCUCCUCUCAUACAGGGACGUUGCGUACAAGAGGAGGAACAGGUGUAACUCUUUUUGUGGCGCUUUAUGACUAUGAAGCAAGAACAGAAGAUGACUUGAGUUUUCACAAAGGAGAAAAAUUUCAAAUACUUAACAGCUCGGAAGGAGACUGGUGGGAGGCCCGGUCCUUGACAACAGGCGAAACCGGUUACAUUCCCAGUAAUUAUGUGGCUCCAGUCGAUUCCAUCCAAGCAGAGGAGUGGUACUUUGGCAAACUUGGCCGAAAAGAUGCCGAGAGGCAGCUGUUGUCAUUUGGAAACCCCAGAGGUACCUUCCUGAUCCGGGAAAGUGAAACUACCAAAGGUGCCUAUUCCCUGUCUAUUCGAGACUGGGAUGAUAUGAAAGGAGACCAUGUCAAACAUUAUAAGAUUCGUAAACUUGACAAUGGUGGAUAUUAUAUCACAACUCGGGCACAAUUUGAAACUCUUCAGCAGCUGGUUCAGCAUUAUUCAGAGAAAGCUGAUGGUUUGUGUUUUAACUUAACUGUGAUUGCUACGAAUAAUACCCCACAAACUGUUGGAUUGGCUAAAGAUGCAUGGGAAGUUGCACGUGAUUCAUUAUUUCUGGAACAGAAGCUUGGUCAGGGGUGUUUCGCUGAAGUGUGGCGUGGUACGUGGAAUGGAAAUACUAAAGUGGCUAUCAAGACCCUGAAGCCUGGCACUAUGUCUCCAGAAUCCUUCUUAGAGGAAGCCCAGAUCAUGAAGAAGCUAAAACAUGACAAAUUGGUCCAACUUUAUGCUGUGGUAUCUGAAGAACCUAUCUAUAUUGUCACAGAGUACAUGAGCAAAGGGAGUUUGCUAGAUUUCCUAAAAGAUGGAGAAGGAAGAGCUUUGAAGUUACCAAAUUUGGUGGACAUGGCAGCCCAGGUGGCUGCAGGAAUGGCGUACAUCGAGCGAAUGAAUUACAUACAUAGAGAUCUGCGGUCUGCAAACAUUCUGGUGGGGAAUGGCCUAAUAUGCAAGAUUGCCGACUUUGGAUUGGCAAGGCUGAUUGAAGACAACGAAUAUACAGCUAGACAAGGUGCAAAGUUUCCCAUUAAAUGGACUGCUCCAGAAGCUGCAUUGUAUGGAAGGUUCACAAUAAAGUCGGAUGUGUGGUCUUUUGGGAUCCUACUGACAGAGCUGGUAACAAAAGGGAGAGUGCCAUACCCAGGCAUGAAUAACCGUGAAGUCUUGGAGCAAGUAGAGCGUGGUUAUCGGAUGCCAUGUCCUCAGGACUGUCCCAUCUCCUUGCACGAGCUUAUGAUCCACUGCUGGAAAAAAGACCCAGAGGAGCGUCCAACUUUCGAAUAUUUGCAGGGUUUCCUUGAAGACUACUUCACUGCAACAGAACCCCAGUACCAGCCCGGUGACAACCUGUAAAUCCCUGGUCUCCAGGCACUGUCAUGAAUUACCAGGUGUUUCUCAGCCCUGCCCCACCUGCCCUUCAGCUUCCAACUCCGUGAUCGGCUUCUCCAGAGUGCAGCAUCUUCCAGCUCCGCCAUGCACGGGAGGGGCUGAAGCUGGGAACUUCCGCAGCCCUUGCCUGUGACCACUUGUCCUAAUAAUCUGAAUGUCCUGGAUGAAAAGGAGAAAAACACUUGUUUUUUCUUAAUCAGAGACUCCAAAACUGCAUUGUAUUGAUGUUAUGUAAACUGCAAAACCUCUGUUCAUUGUAAAUAGUAACUCAGUGCCAAUAACUGAUCCUAGUGCUUUCCUUUUUUUAAAACGCAAAACCUAUGUGAUUUUAACUAGUCUUCUCCUGAUUCAACUAAAAGUAUUAUUUUCCAGAAGUGGCCUCUUUGUCUAAAACAU
Leptosomus discolor (cuckoo roller) is the source of this 2048-nucleotide messenger RNA. RefSeq names its product FYN proto-oncogene, Src family tyrosine kinase (gene FYN). Gene Ontology annotation, biological process: protein phosphorylation. Gene Ontology annotation, molecular function: protein tyrosine kinase activity; ATP binding; protein binding. Lineage: Eukaryota; Metazoa; Chordata; Aves; Leptosomiformes; Leptosomidae. The record is from RefSeq and is a predicted model, not a curated record.